Molecule: messenger RNA, 2883 nt
Organism: Naegleria fowleri
Lineage: Eukaryota; Heterolobosea; Eutetramitea; Acrasida; Naegleriidae
Exons: 1
Coding region: 1-2883 (960 amino acids)
Source: RefSeq, a predicted model, not a curated record
AUGGAGGUGAAGAAUGAAAAAAGGGAGCAAUGUGAUGCAUUUAAAAACGUAAUUAAGGAGGCAUCAUCAAAAUUGGAUGCGAUCUAUGCUAAAAUAGACUCUCUUCAAAAGAAGCAGGAUCAUGACUUAAAGUUUUUGGCGAAGGAACAAAAACAAUUGAAAGAGGUGUUACAUCAAAUUGACACUAAACGAUUUCAACUAAUGAAGGAGCUUGAGGGUCUUACAAAAAGCCAUCCUAAAGAAUCUCUUUCCAAAGACAAUGAUCACGUAUUGGCUAAUAAGCAGCAGAAUCUGAAAGAAAUUGAACAACAAUUGAACACAUUACUGCAAGAGCAGGAGGUAUUAUACAAAGAACUUGAAGACAUGGAGACUGAUGAAGAAUUAUGGCUGCGUCAAAUAUCAGAAAAUGCAACAAUAUUGGUCGGCAGUAAUCUUACCGAAGAACAACAAAAAAAUUUAUUAACUCUCGUAAAACGCGAGAAGGAAAUACGUUUAAGGGUGGAACGUCUUAAAGAAAAGUAUUCUCCUGAAAUAUUUUUAAUUGAUUUAAAGUAUGAAUUCAACAAAUCUGUACAUAGUUUAACUAAAACAAAAGAAGAGGCUGAACAAAGAAGGGUGGAAGUUUGUAAAAGAAUUGAAACAAAAAGAAUUGAGCUUGAAAAAUUAGAGAUUGAAAAUAUUAAUUUGAAAAAAGAGUAUGGGGAGAAUAAGGAAAAACUUAUUUCAAUCUCUAAAACUGAAGGAGAAAAAAUCAAAAUAUUAGAACAAUUUACUUCCUCUCUCACAAAGGAAGUAUAUGAAUCAACUGCAAUCCUAGAAAGAGCUAAAAGUCUUCAUGAAGAGGAAAUUGACCUUAAGGCUUUCAGUAGUGUGGUUAAUUUGUUUAAUACUGAGUUUUUGUCACUUCUCUCUCAGGAACAAAAUGAAGAUACAAACAAAAUUGCAAGAGAAAUGAAGACACUGUUCCAGAACGCCUUAUUGCCAAACGACGAGACGAAUAAUGCAUCAAAAAGAGCAGAGUUUAUUUCCAGUUUGGAGCAAAAAAUUAAUUUAUCCAAACAAAAACUUUCCUCGGCAGAGAUGGAGAUUUCUAAUGCCCAGCUCAACAUCCAAAAAUCAGAGCAAGACCUCGCAGAUCUCAAAAAGAAGGAGUUUGAACGGUUAAACCACUUCUCAAAUUUGGUUAGUGAGCUGGAGCAAGAGAUAGGUGCUCUUGUUAACGAACGAAAAGAAUGCGAUGAUGAAAUUGAUCGAUGUAUUUCUGAGCUACAAGAGAUUGAAGAGAGUUAUUCGAAAAACAAAGAAUCAGCUGAAAAACAGAUCGCGGAAAAAUUACAAGGUUGUACAGAAGAAGAGCUGAAACAAACAGAAGAAUGUUUUGCACGAUGCGAAAUGUUUAUGAACUCACUCAAUCAAAUCAAAGACGUGAUUACCAAAAUAUCAAGGAAAUGUAAUUGUGAUUGUGUGAAUAAUUUUAUUGAAGCUUGCAACAACGUGGAAUCACAACUUUCACAAAUAGUUCAAAAGAAAAUGGAAAAGUCAAACAAACUUAGAGAUUGUAUUGAACAGAUUGAUUCAUUGACAAACAACAAAAAACUUUGCCAGGAGCAGCUGGAUAAACUGAUUGCAAAUCAAAGGAAGCAGCAAGAUGAGAAAGCCAAACAACUGGUGCAAAAAGAAUUCAGGAAAGCAGAGCUUGAUCGCAUGAUUGCAGCAUUAGACGAACAAAGAAAAAACAAAAUUUCUGAGUCAGAUUCUCUGUGCGAACCCGUGGAUUCUUCUAUUACGAAAUUAGAGCAAGAAAUUCAUGAGCUGACUGUCACAGCACAGACUCAAAAGAAAACACUCAACGCCAUGAAACGAGAUUUAGAGGAGGCCGAGGCAGUAUUUACAGGAAAAGUGUCACAAAUUAGAGCACAACGACAACAUUUAAAACAUAGACUAGAUCUAAAGCUGCAAGCAGUGGAAAAUGUAAAGAAUAGUGGGGCUGAAAUAAUCAUGAGAUCGAUAAAGCCUCCAAAAUCGAAAGAAAACAAGCUGAAUCAUUCAACAACCAGCUCCUAUUACAACAUGUACAUGAAGAAAAAAGAUCCUAAUGUUUUCAAUGACACACCAAUCGAAGAUGAAAUAUUUAGAUCUCUCGAAGAAGAAUCCAAAGAACAAGUCACAAGGAGUAAUGAAAUUGUUGUCUAUGAAGUCCAACACGACGUUUCGAAAGAUGUUGAUCAAACCUAUUGCGAAGAGGAUCCAGUGAAAGAAGAUCGCAUCAGCUCUGGAGUGACCAAUUCUUCCUCAAUGACUCUCUCCUCUCAUCAUGAUGAAAUGAAUGCUUCACAGUCUCAACCCAGGACGACUCCUUCUAAAUCUACCUUACCUCAACAUGCAAAUUCUUUACCAAAAACAACCGUUGCCAAGCAGCAAAACUUAUUUAUGCCAAACCGUGCCUCCUUCAAACUGUUUGGACCAAAUUCUAAAGCAUUGGGAAGAGAAGAUAUUCAAUAUAUUUUAGAAAAGUUCCAAUUCAUGUGCAAUGGUUGUUUGGUCCAUAAGAAAAAGAGUACCAAUGAAUAUGUGCUUCGCCAUGUUUGCUUAUCUCAGGAAUUUACUCGUCUACUCAUAAGAGACAACAAGAAGAAGGUUCCAGAGUCGUUUAUCAAAGUGGAGCAUAUUGAAAGCGUGGCAGGCAACAAGGACCAACAUGUCAAGAAUUUAGAUGGUGCGUUCACCUUUGUGAUGAAGACAGACACGAAGAAGCAUGAAUUUUUAACAUUUGAUGAAGGAGACUACAAUAACUGGAUGGAGGGGUUGAAUUUACUUAUUGACAACAAACAAAAUUUGUUUUCCUUAAGGUACAACAUUAGAGAUCUGUUCAACAACAAUUAG